AUGAAAUUAAUUGAUAACCAGUUGGAAAGGGUGAAGAUUGUAGGCACUAACAAAACAGAAUGUGGUUGUUCAAUUAGAACAACUCAUGGAUUACCAUGUGCUUGUGAGUUGGCUAAGUUGCAGAUAAAUGAGAAAGUGAGAACCAAAGGAGCUGGUAAAAAGAAAAAAGAAUUUGAUACUCCUCGUGAUCCUUCAUAUUGGGAGUAUGUUGAUGCCUCUCAAGAAUCUGCAAAGGCAAGGCAACCAUCUCAAUCAUCUCAACGUUCUGCAAGGCAACAAUCUCAAUCAUCUCAGCAUUCUUUUAAGACACAAUUUCCUACUUAUAUACGUCCGUAUAUUGAGGACAUAGUAGAUGUUGUGGCUGAUGGAAAUUGUGGGUUUCGUGCAAUUGCAGCAUUGCUAGGUUGGACCGAAGAAUCUUGGGCUUUAGUUCGAUCACAAUUGGAUAAAGAGAUUGGUCUACAUAAAGAUGUUUAUUCUAAUGUUUUUGAUGACAAUGUUGAAUCAGUGCGGAACUCAUUGAAAAUAUCAAAAUUGGGUGCUCAAGGAAAAGAUAAGUGGAUGUCUUUACCAGACUUGGGUUACGUGAUAGCAACACUAUAUAAUGUCAUAUUGGUGUCGUUGUCUCGUAAUCUGAAUAUGACAUUUUUCCCGCUAAACAAAUCACCAUCGAAAGAGACCUUUGGGCAGUCUUUACUAGCAAUUGGAUUUGUUAACGAGAAUCAUUGGGUACAGAUCAAAUUGAAGUCUGAUUGUCCAUUGCCACCUACGUCACAAAAAUGGAAAGACUUUUGUAGUGACACAGCAAAGAGUUGGGAAGUAGCUUAUGCAGCACGUAUGAAGCAUUGGGAACGCAUUGAUCCAUCAUUUAUCAGAUCAUCUUGUAUUUCAUUAAAUGAAGAUUAGAAUAUGUUGUGUAUCUACGUUUAUGGAUUAUUAUAAUAUUUUGUUUUAUCA
Cicer arietinum (chickpea) is the source of this 957-nucleotide messenger RNA. NCBI's taxonomy places the organism in Eukaryota, Viridiplantae, Streptophyta, Magnoliopsida, Fabales, Fabaceae. The record is from RefSeq and is a predicted model, not a curated record.